GACAGGCAGUCAGAGGCACGGCCUUACAGUGCGUUCAAAUUUUGCUGUAUAUAAUGGAAAUGGACUCAUUUGGACAUGCUCAAAACCUGGCUCCCGCCCCUAAGAUACCCGGCAGUGUGCGGCUGUGCGGGCGCUACAUGCGAACGUUGCCCUGGAUCUGCGUGCCCCUGAUCGUCAUCGGCAUCUCUAUCUUCAUACUGUGCCACCACUACUCCAGCCUGGUGCCGGACGGCGGAGUUCUGGCAUCUCUGCAGACAGCGGGGCCUCUCAUUCUCGCCCUCACCGUGCUGCUGCUGGCGCUGGGUAUCGCGGGCAGCUGCCACAUCGGCACCUACCUCUCCGCCCGCCGCGAAGCGUCCGUCGACGGGCUCACCGCGCUGGCCGGAGACAAAGGUGGCGCGGCAGCUGGCGCGGGUCACGAGCACGGCGCACCGCUGGUCGGCUCGGCCGGAGACAAAAAUGGCGCGGCAGCUGGCGCGGGUCACGAGCACGGCGCAUCGCUGGUCGGCUCCGACUGACCGCCGACGAAAGGUGCUGUUACAGUACAACUUGCGUGGUGGAGCUACGAAACACACGAUGAGUUCUGUUUAGAAAGUGGGCUAAACUCAAACUCACCCAUGCAAUUGAGACGGAAUUAAUUUCGUGACGAGCGCGCUUAUGAAAUUCUAAGCCGUUGCGUCUCCUGGCUCGUCAAGUUUGACUGCAGUUGGUCUUGGGCAUUAGAGGGACAUCAUAAACAUGAGCGGAGGCGAGGAAAGAUGAAGACCGGGUUUCCCCCAGAGCCGGGAGAUCUUUGCACCUUUUUUUCCGGUUCGGGUGAAUUUCUGGUGGCCUUAACCAAACACAGAAGGGGAAUUUAGAUACUCAGGCCGCAAGCGCAAGAGUCUCCCUAAUUGACACAAAGUUACGUCCUUGCUCUGAGGCCUUUUUCCUUGCGGGAUUCAUCUCUAGCAUGAUAUCAUCAGCUAACACUGCUGGUCUGGUCAGAAACGUCCCACAGCAAACACGACCGGCAGGUAGAUGUGCGUCAUCCUACUUGGUUAUCACCAUGGCCAUGUGCAACAUCAUGUGAUGGGGCUAUUUUUGUGGAAGAAUUGCUUUUUUGGCAUUUCUAACAACAAAAAGCAUUGGGCGUAUGAAACAAAGCCCUUGGCAAACUUUUACUGUCAGAUUCCACAUUUGCGACCAUAACAUUUAGCUGGUGCGGUACUUGACUGAAGAUGAGUAAGGUAUCGGAGGAGAAAGCAGCAGCUCUUUUAAGUGGAAAUAUCUUAACGGCGUUGAAAUAGGUGUCAAACGAAGGCUACGACGUAUAUGACUACACGGUGCAUACACAUAUGCGAUGUGCGAUCAUUUAACCUCGCCUUGAUCCCAUGUGACCUCACUUUGAUCUUUCUGUCAUCUGUUUGACCUUGAGAAAUGCAUA
Messenger RNA from Pollicipes pollicipes, 1426 nucleotides. RefSeq lists its product as uncharacterized. The record is from RefSeq and is a predicted model, not a curated record. The transcript has 3 exons. The coding region runs from base 54 to 518 and encodes 154 amino acids. NCBI's taxonomy places the organism in Eukaryota, Metazoa, Arthropoda, Thecostraca, Pollicipedomorpha, Pollicipedidae.